ACCAACUUGGCGGCUUUGUAUUGCUUUACAGAUUAGUCAAUGAUAAGGCGCUCUCGUUCUUGCAAGCUCCAGCUCCACGCAUUGUCGUUGCGUAAUUCUCGACGUGCCAGGCAGACGUAUGCAUAGCCAGUGGAUAGGUGGGUAGGUAGUAGGCAGGCAAGCCGAUUGUAGGAAGAAAAAACGAGGGAGGGGGAAUUGUGGGUAUGGAUGGAAGAGUAGAGGGGGCCGUGCAUUUUAGCGACUCGUGGCUACAGACAGAGCUGGCAGCGGUACAACAAGCCAAAGCGCAACCUGCCUGUGCGUCGAGAGAGGAGCGUUUUUAACCCCCCAAAUAGUAGGAUUAUGCGGCAAAAGGACGGAUAGCGGAUCGCGUUAUUAACUGCGUGAAUACGACCUCGAAGCUUUGAAUUUUGCUGCAAAGGACGACAUCAGAUCAGGAGGCACAGAGAAAGAAGCAGGUACGUUUGGCAAGGCACAGGAGUGGAAACAUGUCUUGACCAUCCAGGACCCAGAAAUACCAGUCAGACCAUAGAGGACCAUGGCGUCAAUGUUGCUAUUUGUCUUGGGACUCUACCUCAUCUCUCUUGCCUCUUCAAAUGCACAGACUCUCAUAGGCACCUCUUCCUCUUUCUCCUCCUCACUCAACCAAUCUGGGACUUCCUCACCACAUCCCACCAAAGAAACAAUACGAUUCUGGCCCCCUUUUCCCACUAGGGGGCGCAGCGAUGUCCCUAUUAGAGCUACACUGCGAGAUGGGCUAUCCAAUUCAGUACAGCCAGGAUCGAGAUUGGCACAUCCCACUACUCCUUCAAGGGCUUUAAUAAAAUCAACAUUAAACCCAAGCAGUGGUCCCAUUGUAAACCAAACCAGCAUUACAAGACCAAGGACAGAUACAGCAAGUUUAGCUAUCAUCAGCGCUAAAGCUAAGUUAGAUUCUACUACAAAGGGAACAACUAUAGCUCGACCUACAUUGGAUGGUGCCUCUAUUACUGUAGCAACAUAUAAAGGACUUGACACAGAUUUGCAAGGUUUGGGGUCAGGAAAUGCCCCAACAACCAAAGAUGAAAAUGUACCUCCUCCAAGAACAUAUGGAAGUGGACUGGCGCAGUACCAACCACCAGUACAGACAGUACCCUUUGAAGGGACAUUGGCAACAGUGGUAGAUAUGUCUACAUUGACACGAUUGACAGAGAAGUCUGAAGUUAUAAAAAGCACAACAACAGCAAAGAAAGAAGACAGGAUAACAGAAUCUCCUGUGGUGACGCAAGCAACGCCUCAAAUAGUAGUGUUUGCAGGUGAAUUAACUGCCAAUGCUCCAUCAUCUGACAUAAGCCCAACAAUAAAAAAAAUAGCUCCACAAACUACAACAACCACAACAACAACUACAAGGCAAGAAACUACCGCAAGAUACAACAUUAUCACUGAUCUGAAAACCACAUCAAUAGAAGUGACAACACCAAGUGCUUCUACUACUACUACUACUACUUCAACCACUACUAGGAGAGCAGUACAAAUAUUGCCCAAAAUAUUCAAUCCCUCCAACAAAACUGCCCCAACAAGACCAUCCAUGAAUCCAACAAGUCCUCAGUUAACCAGGACAGGGACAUCUUCCUUUCUUACCACUGGUGUCGCACCCGGGACAAGGCCACGGUUGAGUCCCACAUACCAGACUGCUGUAAGCUUUAGAAACCGCUCCUACCCUGUGGGCCGCCCGCACCACCCUCCGACGGUAAACUCAGGCCCCUUUCCCACUAUAGUUCCAGCCAACGGAACCUUCCUGUAUUGGGGAGACCUGAGCCGGACUCUGGCUUUUGUCUGGGAGCUACACGUCUAUGGAACAGCCAGCCUUUUCCUGCUCCUGUUUGCUGGGGCUGCCCUUGGUCUCACCCUUUCUCCUGGUGCUAACUGCCCACAUCACGGGGCUCUGGCUUUGGCUAACAUUCUCUUGUUUGUAGCAGGGGGCAUCAGAGCUACGUUCUUUCUAACUGACCCAUAUGGUACACGUAAAUUCCUCCCUCGUCCUGCAGUCAUAGCCCUGUACAACCUCCCUUUACACUUACUGGUGUGGACUCAAGCGACCAUGCCGAUACUGGCUAUGAAGGCAGCAGGUGUGAGUUUAUUCCCUCCUACUCUUGAGCGUCCUCCAUUGGUGGCUGUGCUGGCUGUGUUGCAGUGCACCCUCCUCCUUGCGGCUGACCUGCUCUCACCAGCCCUGUCCCCAGUGGUACCAGUCACGUUGCAGUUUUUGUCUCUGUGCUGGGGGUUGGCUGUCUGUUUUGUGUUUCUGUGCUACAUUUUCCCCCAGAUUCGCUGCCCUCAUCUUCCUCAUGCAGCACUUCCUGAUGAGUCCCGGAGGAAAGCUUGGACUGGGAGCAGGAGGCUGGUGGUCAUUCUGGGCAGAGUGUUGGCAGUGUGUGCAGUUUUAGGGGCUCUGUGCUGCUUUUUGCAUGCUUAUGCCACGCUCUGGCUCUAUGGGGUGCUGGGGGAGUGGACCCGCUUUAACUGGGGGUGGUGGCUGGUGCACUUCUGGGCUCGACUUCUGGAGCUGGCCUGGGGCUUCUCUCUCCUUCUGCUAGCCUCCUGGCUCUUUUGGAAGCCUCAGAGCUUUCGGGGCAGAGAUGAGGCAGGGACAGAUGGACGUGGUGCAGGAGACAUGUCCUCUGCUGGGCAGUCCACUGCGUCAGCACAGAGACACACCUGCUGGUCCAAGAUUGUUCAAAGCCUGAAAGGAAAGCCCUGCAGAAAGUCUGAGAGUAAUGGGGUAGGGUCAGCACAAGGGGAUGUGCCUAAUAACUGGGCAGGGCAGGACCGCUCUGCGGCCGACAUCAGUAAGAGCCUUAUCAGGAACCAGAACCAGACCCCAGCCACAACAGGACCCAUCAAAGACAACAACCGCAGGGCUCACUCAGCAGAGCGCGGUGUUUCUGAUGACUCCUCUGGAUCUCAGCUCCGUCUGCAGCAGUUCACUCGACCCCCUCAGCGCUCUGUCAGUGGGAGCCAGGACAUAGACAGAGACACCUCAGUCUCUCUUUAUGAGUUUGAUCUGAGACCCCCGUCCCCCAUCGAUUUGACCCGCAGCAUCGACGAGGCGCUGCAUAGAGAACAUCUGGUGACAGGAGGCAGUUUGUUCCACCCUCCACUCUCUCAGACACCCUCCCCAGGCUCGGGACUCAGCCAGGGCCCAUGGCUACGCAGGAACAGUGACCCUCAGCUUUCUGAGAGUAGUGACGCCACAGAGUCAUCUAUGCCACUAGGGGGCAGUGUUAUGAGCAGUGUUCCCAGUAGGCAGGUCACAGCGCCCCCUACACCUUCUCACCAGGGGCACAAAUGGGCAGGAGCAUUGGGAAGUGUUCCAUCUUCUGUGUCCUGCCCUGUGUCCCUCCGUCCAUCCAGAACGUCAUCAGGACGCCUGGAGGAGGAUGUAGUGGACGACACAAGGCCCUUCAUUACCCCAGACUCAGACAGGGGGCACCGUCGAUCUACACGUCCAGCAGGCUCGCGAAGUUACCUUGAAGUGUGCCGACAUGACGACUCUGCCAGUGUGAGCAGUGAGAUCAUUGACCUAUGAGCCACACCAUGGGAACCUCCAACACAUUUAACAAUGCUUUUAUUAGCUUUCAAUUAUUUUAGGUGGUAAAAUAUCCAAAAGCAAUUGUGGGAUACUUAAAGUAUCACCAACCUGCCUUUCAACUUUUUGCAGAGCAUAGCAGAUGUUAAACAUGAUACUUUUACUCUGGGAGUAAAACAUGACAUAACCUUUGACCAACUGUCGAGCUGCAUCUCACACUGGUAUCAUACGACACUGGGACAUUGAAGUAUUUUAAACAAUAGUAAUAUAUGCAUAUCUAUCUGUCAAAACUGCAUCUCUAUACUGUACACUGCAUAGAUCCAGGAGAUUCAUGUCCUGUUUUUGUUUGCUUAUUGACAAUGUGCCAUAUAUUGUUGACACAUAAUUUUAUCAGAUCAGGUUUAUGUUCUUCAUUAACAUGCUGCCACUGUCUGUCUUUAUGCAGAUGGUUACACAGGCACAGGACAUUACACACAACAAAAACAUCUUUACUACAGCACAACUGAAUAUAAUCGUGUUAUAUACUGUCUUUCCUUUGCACAAAAUAGUAAGAUUCACACAGCCAUUGAAAAAGAAGUCUUCUCUCAGUUUUGCCCAGUACUUUGCAAAUACUACCUAACAAUACUAAAGCCUAUGACUGCAUUUUGGGAAAAGUAUGUUAAACAGUAUAUAUUCUAUAGCAAUGUGAUCUUGUAAAUGCUGCACAUCUAGGAAAGGCUGCCCUGUAAUACCAUAGCAUGAUAUAGAAACAGCACUUACUAUACGCCUGAGCACUCCACAGAAAUAUUAAAAAAAAUAUAAAUCAUGCAACAAUGUAAAUAGUGUUAUUUUUGUACAUAAUGAGAAGUUAUUGAAGAUAUGGGUGUAAUCCUCCUAACUGUGAAAGACAAUCUGAAUUCUGGAGUGAAAGGCCUGUAUAGGUUAUGUCAAAGGUGUCUGGGCUGUGCUCAGUAUUGUUUAAAUAACAAAAGUUAUUUAGACUUUGUCUUAAUAAAGAGUUGAUUUUUUCCUGCUUAGAUUUCUUCAGUCCUAUCAUUGUGUGUUAUUUCUCAUGAACCAUCAUUUACUGAUGCUUGUUUUUACAGUGUGAUUGUUAGUUGUUGCCUUGGAUCUUUGUUAUGAAAUAUAAUGUACAGUAUUUUGACUACUAGUAAACAAACUAGAUAAACCUUAUUUUGGAAUAAGACCUUUUUCCCCUCUGUGAGCCAUCCCCCAGAUUGGCCAGUUUGUCCCUGUGCGAUGCUUGAAUUGUAAUUGCAUUAAUGGCCUUGUGUUGUUUACAUUCCAGUGAGCCUUCCUGCUUGUACCUGCUGUUUGCUCUUAACUGUGCAGCAGGAGAGAGACCUGUAGAUGAUGUCACCCAAACACCUGGAUGUGCCAUAGAAACGCUGUCAGAGAUGCUGUCAGUGUGGUCAGUGCAGACGUACAGUGUUAGAUCUGUUCAGUUCAUUCAGUUUCUGUUUAAUGUUGCUGCAUUUAUGUUUGAUUGAAA
Periophthalmus magnuspinnatus is the source of this 5060-nucleotide messenger RNA. Its product is annotated as proline-rich transmembrane protein 3. The transcript has 4 exons. The record is from RefSeq and is a predicted model, not a curated record. Bases 539 to 3568 code for a protein of 1009 amino acids. Lineage: Eukaryota; Metazoa; Chordata; Actinopteri; Gobiiformes; Gobiidae.